Megalops cyprinoides (Indo-Pacific tarpon) is the source of this 2698-nucleotide messenger RNA. Its product is annotated as cartilage oligomeric matrix protein. Gene Ontology annotation, biological process: cell adhesion. The transcript is spliced from 19 exons. Lineage: Eukaryota; Metazoa; Chordata; Actinopteri; Elopiformes; Megalopidae. Gene Ontology annotation, molecular function: calcium ion binding. Gene Ontology annotation, cellular component: extracellular region. The record is from RefSeq and is a predicted model, not a curated record. Bases 149 to 2398 code for a protein of 749 amino acids.
CACAAGCUCCAAGCCUGCAUCAGGAAAACUCUUUUCAGCUCAACAGCAGGACAAGACGCCCCCAUUCCCUGACCUGCCUUGAACAUCGAGCAGAAUCACUUGCCUUUUCUUUCUCAUCUGAAGGAGUGAAGAACGCAGUGAUUCAGAGAUGCUGAGAAUUUUCAUAUUCAUUUGUGUUCUCACUUGGGACCUCCACACAGUGUUUGGACAAAACAGAGAUGGUGAAAUCAUCAAUCAGAUAAAGGGAACCAAUCAAGCACUGGCUGAGAUUAAAGAGUUACUGAAACAGCAGAUUAAAGAGAUUGUUUUUCUGAAGAAUACAGUAAUGGAGUGUGAGGCCUGUGGUAUGAGGGUAGAGCCAUCACGCCCGUCCUGUAACCCAAACCCCUGCCACCCUGGGGUGAAGUGCAUGGAGACAGCAGGGGGGAUUAAGUGUGGGCCAUGUCCUGAAGGCACGGAGGGCAACGGGACCUACUGUGCAGACAUUGAUGAGUGUAUCAUGAAGCCCUGUCACAUGGGUGUCCGCUGCAUCAACACGAACCCGGGGUUCCGCUGUGGCCCCUGUCCUGCUGGAUACACAGGCACCCAGGUGCAAGGAGUAGGACUCUCUUAUGCUUCCGCCAACAAACAGGUCUGCACAGAUAUCAAUGAGUGUGAAGGACCCACAAAUGGAGGUUGUGUGGAAAAUUCCAUCUGCAACAACACACCGGGCUCUUUCCGGUGUGGUCCCUGUAAACCAGGCUAUGUAGGGGACCAGCGGCGAGGUUGCAAGCCUGAGAGGGGCUGUGGCAAUGGGCAAGCCAACCCCUGUCAUGGCAACGCAGAGUGCAUCAUUCACCGAGAUGGGAGCAUAGAGUGUGCUUGUGGAGUGGGGUGGGCCGGCAAUGGAUACCUGUGUGGGCCUGACAUCGACAUUGACGGGUUCCCUGAUGAAAAACUGGACUGCCCUGAGAGAAAUUGUGUAAAGGAUAACUGUCUGACGGUGCCCAACUCUGGCCAAGAGGACGCGGACAAUGAUGGGAUUGGAGAUGCAUGUGAUGACGAUGCCGACGGUGAUGGAAUCUUAAACACAGAGGACAACUGUGUCCUGGUGCCCAAUGUGAACCAGAGGAAUGUGGACCAGGAUGAUUUUGGAGACGCCUGUGACAAUUGCCGACUGAUCACCAACAAUGACCAGAAAGACACUGAUGGUGACAGCAAGGGUGAUGCGUGUGAUGAUGACAUCGAUGGUGAUGGAAUCCGCAACGAUGUGGAUAACUGCAAGAAGGUGCCCAAUGCUGAUCAGAAAGACAGAGAUGGUGACAAAGUUGGGGAUGCCUGUGACAGCUGCCCCUACGUUCCCAAUCCCGACCAGAUGGAUGUUGACAAUGAUUUGAUUGGAGACCCUUGUGACACCAACAAAGACAGUGAUGGUGAUGGGCACCAAGAUUCUCGGGACAACUGCCCAGCUGUUAUCAACAGCUCCCAGGUGGACACGGACAGAGAUGGUCUGGGGGAUGAGUGUGACGAGGACGAUGACAAUGACGGCAUUCCUGACUUGAUCCCGCCAGGCCCUGACAACUGCAGGCUCAUCCCCAACCCCCUUCAGGAGGACUCUGACGGAGAUGGUGUUGGGAACGUGUGUGAGCAUGACUUUGACAAUGACACGGUCAUCGAUACGAUUGAUGUGUGCCCUGAGAACGCAGAAGUCACCCUAACUGACUUCCGUGCCUACCAGACUGUAGUUUUGGACCCGGAAGGAGAUGCCCAGAUAGACCCUAACUGGGUGGUGCUCAAUCAGGGACGAGAGAUUGUCCAAACCAUGAACAGUGACCCUGGAUUGGCCGUUGGUUACACUGCCUUCAAUGGGGUGGAUUUUGAAGGAACAUUCCAUGUAAACACUGUGACAGACGAUGACUAUGCAGGCUUCAUCUUUGGGUACCAGGACAGCUCCAGUUUCUAUGUGGUGAUGUGGAAGCAGGUGGAACAGAUUUACUGGCAGGCCAAUCCUUUCCGGGCAGUGGCAGAGCCAGGAAUCCAGCUGAAGGCGGUGAAAUCUGAAACCGGGCCAGGGGAGAAUCUGCGCAACUCUCUGUGGCACACAGGUGACACCGUCAACCAGGUGAAGCUGCUAUGGAAAGACUCCCGAAAUGUGGGAUGGAAGGAUAAGACCUCCUACCGCUGGUUUCUUCAGCACAGGCCCCAGGAUGGAUACAUCAGGGUGCGUUUCUACGAAGGGCCCCAAAUGGUUGCAGACACUGGGAUUAUCAUUGACACCACCAUGAGGGGCGGCAGACUUGGUGUCUUCUGCUUCUCCCAGGAGAACAUCAUCUGGGCCAACCUACGCUACCGCUGCAAUGAUACACUCCCGGAGGACUUUGAUACAUACAGAGUCCAGCAAGUCCAGCUGCAGUUCUAAUGAGGGGAGAGUCAAGUUCACUGCAAGGAAAUAUGAUCCGUUCCUUUAGGAAGACAUUCCAUCUGGAACCCCAGCAUUCCAGAACUGUCGCUGCGCAGUCCCGUGGUGAAGAGUGGUCAUGUAAGGCUACCCUCAACAGUAACACGCUGUUCCCUUCUAUGCCAGUUCUCUCAACAGAUUUGUUCUCCCUGUGAAAGUUCUGUAAACAUGAAGGUUCUGAGUGUUUGGUAUAUUAUUCACCAGGUACAUUUUUAACUUUAAUAAACUAUAUUGUACAUGUGUGGUUCUUUAUGAAUACAA